AGAAGCUCUCUUUUCCAAUUUUUGAGCGAGGGUACUAGUACUAGUGUCUCGACUAGUAACACCAACGCUCAGGAGAUGCUGAGUUCUAAUUCAACCGGCACCCGACAUGUUCCCGGAACUUCAGGAACUGCACCUCCGCCGCCACUUCCACCACCUGCGGCAGCCGAGGAACUGGGCCCACAUCCGUAGCCCAAUAUACGAUAGAAGAUCUCCUCGUCCAAUCGGGUCGGGGAAAUUUGUCAAAGAGCUACUUCGUUGAACCGCACUAUAAACGGAGCAAGGUCACGUCAGAUCUUCGAGACCUGGUUUAAGUGCUUUGCGCAAAAGUAAAACUGAGACGUUGAGAUAACCGAGAUGGUGAAGACGGCCUUUAGGAAAAAGGCGACAAAGCGUCUAUGCAACAACGUCUCCGAUAUGAAGCACAAGUGGGAGGUCAACGGCAAUGACGCGAAGCCCAGUGCCAUGUCUACGACAUGUUGGAACGAGCUAGAGGCGUACUAGAUCGAGUCUCACGCACAGGACACGGUCGCCAAAUGUGCGGCGGUUCGGAAUGGAGUUGGUCCAUAUGGCUGCUGAAAACGGAAGAGAACUUCCUCCUAUGACCAGAGUCUUCCAGGAGACUCACCAAAAGAAAGACGGUUCCUUCAUGGAUGAACAAUCGGAGCAGGUCUACAAUGAGGCAAUGGCGCGGAUCGCGGAAUGUCAAGCUCAAGUCUCACCAGACGUGCCUUUGACCAUCGUCGAGCAAGAUUUCGAACAGGUUGCUCCGAAGAAGCGGAACCGCAUUUUAGGGAUGGGAUCUAUAGCUGAUUGUCUCAUCGCUAUGUCUAGCCGGAUUCAUGAGGAUCCGGUGGUCUUGCGGCAGCAGCUCAAAGAAUCCCACACUGAGAUCUCCAACUUGCGGACGGAGCAAGUUGUGCAGCGAGAGGAGAUCCAGACUGCUCGACAGAAGAUCCACGAGAUGUCCAAUUUAUUCGACAUCAUCGCCGCCAGCAUGCCAAGCUUAGAUGCUGCACUGAAGAAGAAGCAGAUGCUUAGGCGGCGGCAGCAGGAAGAGCAGCAGCAUCAGGAGGAGGUCGGUGCGUCUAGAUCGAGGCCACAGGGAGUUGCUAGCGAGGACGGAAACCCAUCAGCUACUGUUAACACUAACAGUGAUCUUAGUAUAGACGAUUUUGUAAUUAGUUCAGGAAACUAG
Eutrema salsugineum is the source of this 1195-nucleotide messenger RNA. RefSeq lists its product as uncharacterized. The transcript is spliced from 6 exons. The record is from RefSeq and is a predicted model, not a curated record. The coding region runs from base 551 to 1195 and encodes 214 amino acids. Lineage: Eukaryota; Viridiplantae; Streptophyta; Magnoliopsida; Brassicales; Brassicaceae.